AUGACUGGAUGUAGACAGGCUGCCCAAGACAGCUUGACCUGGGGCCCACCCCUGGGAUCAACACCACCAGUUUCCAAGGAGGCUCCAAUCAGGCCCCCAGUGAGCCAGCAGGCACCGUGGCCACAGAGGCCCUUUGCGGAGGGCAGUCGGCCCACAUCCCAGGCCAAGCCUCCACCUCCCAGUGUCUAUCAGAACUUUCGGCGCUGGCAGCAAUUGAAGGCCUUGAUCCGGAAUAAACUUCCACAGACUCCUGAUGGGGAAGCACUUGCCUGCUUCUUCAUCCCGGUGCUUCGGUCCCUGGCCCGGCUCAAGCCCACCAUGUCCCUGGACGAGGGCCUGUGGAGAGGCCUUCAGGAGUGGGAAGGCAUUAGCAAUUACGAGCGCAUGAACUUUCACGAGAUGGCGGCCAAGUUCAUGGAAUUUGAGGCUAUGGAGGUGAUAGAGAAUUCAAAGUUGCAGGGCAUUAUGCAUUUCCAAGGCCCGCCUCCUGCCAUCCCACUGAAGCCAGAUUCUCCAAGGCCCUCAUCCCCGGACAUUCUCCAGCAGCCAGAGGGCAACUCCAGCAAGACUGGCCUCAAGGCUAAGCCUGCCAAGCCAUCAGCACCCACAGGUCAGAGGCCACCAGAGACCAAGGCACCCGAGGAGAUCCCAGCUGAAGCCAUGGAGGAGUACAUGGCCAUCAUGGACUGGCUGGAGGGCCUUCCUCAAUUGUGCACCCAGGACUCUGGGGGAACAUCCAAAGAGGCGGGAAUGGAACAACAGGAUGUGGAAGACAUGUGCUCAGAUCCAGAGCUCCUGAGCCUCCUUGACCAGCUGUGCUGCCAGGAGGAUUUCAUCUCAAAUGUGGAGGCCAUCAUUCAUCCCAAAUUCCUGGAAGAAUUGCUUUCCUCCAAACCAGAGCUGGAUCUUGAGGCCCUAAUUGGGGAGCUGGAACAGGAAGAAGGACUCACCCCCAAGCAGAUAGUGGAGAAACGUCUUGGGGCACCCAGAGUAGCCUCAAGUGUUUCUGAGUUGGCCAUCUGCCAAGGUGCAGACAGAAAUGAGCAGAGCCCACAACAAGCAGUCAGUGCAAAUACCAGCACUCUGCACAUCGUUUGCAGAGAUGAUCAGAGCCAUGGUGGCACAGAUGCAGAGCACCUGACACCUGCUUCUGCUGCUUCUGCUGCUGCUCUCAAGGGGGGUCACGGGUGUCCUUCAGUAGGAACCACCCUGUCCACUGCUUGUCCCCGAGGACAUGGAUCCCAUCCCCAGAGAGUGGGGUCUGGAGAUGCCGUGAAUCACAUGGAAGAGUCUCCUGCUGGCACUCCACGCAAGCGAGCAGGGGACAGGAAGGUGGACAAGGAAAGUGUCCCGAGCCUGGCUUCCUUGCUGGGCUCUGAGUACUGUCUCCUGCCCUGGGGACUAUCUCAGAGCCCCAGGUCCCCCACCACCCUCCUGUCCUCUGGACACCAAGACCCCGGGCCUUCACUGUGCAAGAGAAGGGGCCGCAGCCUGGAUCCCCCUCCACCUGCCAAGUCCAAGAAAAAGGCUCGCAUUGGAGACUCAUGCACCCCAGCAAAGAAUCCCUGCCCUGGGUCUCACUUUGAGGGGUCUGCAAAGCAGGACUUGCCUUUGGGGCUGAUUCAUCCUGCAAAGCCUCAGAAGAGAAAGCGUGAGGCAUCGGAACUUCAGAAGAAGAAGAGAAAGAAGAAAAAUCCCUGA
This is a messenger RNA of Dipodomys spectabilis (banner-tailed kangaroo rat), 1701 nucleotides long. RefSeq names its product NUT family member 2G-like. Lineage: Eukaryota; Metazoa; Chordata; Mammalia; Rodentia; Heteromyidae. The coding region runs from base 1 to 1701 and encodes 566 amino acids. The record is from RefSeq and is a predicted model, not a curated record. The transcript is spliced from 6 exons.